Messenger RNA from Vitrella brassicaformis, 490 nucleotides. The record is from the annotation of a GenBank genome assembly. Lineage: Eukaryota; Vitrellaceae.
CUGAAAUCUGUCGCACACUCGAAUCAGUGCGGCAUCAGCACGGCGGUCUUUUUCUCAGCUUGCUGCUUGUGCUUGGCAGGCCCCGUGGCCACGAGCAGCUCGUUGAGGUCGAAUUUCGUGUAGUCGCGGAAGUGGCGAACGGCGUAGGGCUGAUGGAGGCAUGCGUCGACGUUGAUGUGAAAAGGCAGCACGGCAGGCAGGAGGAGUUUCGCGGCUUCAAAGGUGUCAAUCUUGAGGCUGGGCAGGACUUUCUUUCUCUCGAAGGCCUGCAGCUUGCAGCACAUAUGCUUCCAUUUUGUAAAAGGGGCACACAAUGGAAGUUUCGUCUCACUUGCAUCAGGCAGAGCAGCUGGUGGGCAACACUUCCAUCGGGCCAAUGCUCCGAUGUCUGCUCGUCGUUCACACAACUUUUGACAGCUGAGCGCGCUCGCAGAGCCGACUUGUGAAUCUUGAGGCCCUUCAGCUUCUGGUACAGCUUGCCUGCGCGCAU